Trypanosoma conorhini is the source of this 429-nucleotide messenger RNA. RefSeq lists its product as uncharacterized. The coding region runs from base 1 to 429 and encodes 142 amino acids. Lineage: Eukaryota; Euglenozoa; Kinetoplastea; Trypanosomatida; Trypanosomatidae. The record is from RefSeq and is a predicted model, not a curated record. The transcript has a single exon.
AUGUGUUCGGCAUUUUCAGCAGAACAUGCGCUGUCUGCAGGGGGUGGGAGUUUCAGUUCCUCUCACGUGAGAGGUCAACGCUGCGUGUUCACCUGCAAGCGGCCACUCACGUGCUGCGCGCACGGCUUCAAGAGGAUGGGCGACGAGGGCCCCCAAGCAAAGAGCGGCUUGUUGCAUUGCAGCGUGGGCCGCAGCGGAUGCUUAGCGAGGCGGGGGAGCAGCUUCGUGCGUACCUCGCCACCGCCUCACUGGCCGAGCGAGUGCGUCACGGCAGGACUCGUGAAGUUGAGGGGCGGAGGGCCGCAGGUGCGGAUGCUACAAGGGCGCGUGCAGGAGGGUGAGCAGGAGGAACACCAGCAACGGGCUCCCUUUGAAGAGCAAAGGGCGAGUGACCGUGAAAGCGCCGAACGCACGGCGACGCUUUUUUAG